Molecule: messenger RNA, 963 nt
Organism: Drosophila biarmipes
Lineage: Eukaryota; Metazoa; Arthropoda; Insecta; Diptera; Drosophilidae
Exons: 1
Coding region: 116-826 (236 amino acids)
Source: RefSeq, a predicted model, not a curated record
AAAACUAAACGUCAGAUCGAGGAAUGCUAUACCUCGCUGAGUUCAUAGUUGUUUUUUAAUAUCCUUCAAAAAUUAUAGUUCCGUUUCUAUGUAAUAACGUACCAGCUAGUGAAAUAUGGAAGAAAGUGCUUCAUCUGAAGAGUCGACUCCCGAUAAACAAGCGGCCGUCUGUCCCGUGGGCGAUUGCCAGGCUGUGGUGAAGCACACCCACCUGCUGCGCCACAUGAUCAGCGAGCACCUGGACCCGCGGGCGGGAGCUCUGCCCUUUCAACUGCGCCUGCGCGAGGUGACCAGUGGCCAGCGCACCCUGCUGAUGCUCACCUACCGCCAGCUGGUCGUCGACCAUGACCAGUGCCUGGCCGUGCUCAACUGGAGCUCCGACUCGCCCUUCGACCUGAUGGAACCGCAGUUGGAUCUGCCGCCCUGCCACCAGGGCUUGACCUACCACCUGCCCGUUCUGGUGAUGGUCUGCCGCACCACCUGGAAGGCUCUCCUGAGGCAAGAUGUCGAGGCGGUGGCCCGGAACUCCAGAGACCUAGCCUCGGAGUGGGGCACUGUCUAUCUGCUGUGGCUCGUCUCACCCUACACGCGGCGGGCCAUCUACGCAAAUCUGGCUGUGCUGAACAGCCAGCUGCAGGGCAUCGUGCGAAGGAAUCGCCGGAGGGUGCGGAACUUCGCCAGCCGGAUGCCCAUCAGCCAGUUCAUCAACGGCCUGGACCCCUUCUUCGUCAGCCUCAACGAGGACCAGCUGGACGAGCUGUGCGACGGAGGCGGCGAUCACUCGUCCGUCUUCCUGGAGGUCACCAUCGUGGGCGAGGGGCAGUAAAAAGGACUUCUUCAAAAUCAAAAUUAUUAUAAAAUUGUCAAUGAGUUUUGAUGCCAAAUUUUGCAUUUUCAUAGGCCUUCCUUGUCACAUUGUAAAUUUCAAACCAUAAAUAAAAAACUUAAUAUAUAUUUUCUUUA